This is a messenger RNA of Fusarium coffeatum, 1893 nucleotides long. RefSeq lists its product as uncharacterized. Gene Ontology annotation, biological process: regulation of transcription by RNA polymerase II. The transcript has 2 exons. NCBI's taxonomy places the organism in Eukaryota, Fungi, Ascomycota, Sordariomycetes, Hypocreales, Nectriaceae. Gene Ontology annotation, molecular function: RNA polymerase II cis-regulatory region sequence-specific DNA binding; DNA-binding transcription factor activity, RNA polymerase II-specific. The record is from RefSeq and is a predicted model, not a curated record. Gene Ontology annotation, cellular component: nucleus. Bases 1 to 1893 code for a protein of 630 amino acids.
AUGGAUUCACCGUUUCCUGGCGAAGGACAACAGCCCAGCUACACGAGUAAUCUCCCCGGUCACGGGCAACACUCACCUUGCGCGCCAGAGCUCACCGGUAUGGAGUCAUACUAUUCCCUUUCUUCGGGUCCUCAAGAUGAACCAUCUCAUCUUUCAUCAACUGGUGCUCUCCCUCUGGGCUCGACCCUGUCACAACACCAAGAGAACCAACAGCGGUCACAUCCGGGUCAUGAUGCAAACCCGUACGCCUCCCUGACUUCAGGUUUUCACUAUCCGCCUCGAAGCCAUUACCAGGCUUGGCCUUCACCUCCACCAGGACCUGACGAUUAUGACAACUGUUCAUACCAGAGCUCUCCAAGCAGCGGCAGUGCCCCAAUGAGCUGCUACAACCCUUCACCUAUCUCACCAAGAACGUGGUCUUCCCCAGAGUUUCCUCUGCCUCAGCCGGAGACCCUUCAAAGCCAGCAGAACUCAUUCAAGAACCUCCGAGUCUGCACUCCCACAUCAACUGACGGAUAUCCAGUCAGAGGCCCUCGGGUCCUGACGCCUCUCACGAGCGGCUACAUGGGCCCGGGUUUCGAGAAUGAGCAUGACGGUCUGCCACGAAUCUACUCUCCAGCAACAAUCGCCAGCCCCUCAACUGGAGCGUUGUCCUGCACUAGUUCCCCACACGAGCAACUUCUCGGAACUCCUGUGCAUAUGAAGGCUCGACCAGAAUCUCCAGCAGGCCAAGCAGGGUAUCGUGCCAGCCCAGAGGUGAACGGCGAAGCGGAACCUCAAGGUGCUGCAGCGAACGCCAAGACCGAUGAACCGUACGCUAAGCUUCUUUGGCGGGCUCUAAUGAGCACUCCAGACCAUGCCAUGACUCUUCAAGAGAUCUACCAGUGGUUCCGUGAGAACACUGAUAAGGACAUCAAGAAGGACCAUUCAGAAAGGCGGCCAGGCAAGAACGCCGAAGGAUGGCAGAACAGCAUCCGUCAUAACCUAAGCAUGAACGAGGCUUUCAUCAAACGAGAACACAAGGAGCAACGAGAACAGAAGCUCAAACAGCACGAGCAGUCGUCAGAGCCGUCGUCAAACGGAGGAGCAGCAGACUUGUACACUGCCAAGCCCGGUGAACCUAAAAAGCCAACAGAAUGGAUGCUUGAGGAUUGGGCUGUCAAGAAUGGGGUUGAGAGUACGACGAAAUAUCGCAAGAACAAGGAGCAGCCACGGCGAACUGUGACAACUAGACUCCAUCAUCACCCGUACGAUCACCGACUCCAAUACGGCAGUCCCACAGCCAAAAUGUCCAUGUCGUCUAGUCGAAAGGGAACUCUUGCCCUCGACCCGUCGAUGAACAAGUUUAGUCUACGCGGACGUCCUGGUCCUAAUCAUUACCCCCAUGAGAUGAACGGGAACAUGCCACCAACGUCCCACCACAUGAUGGCUCAUCCUCAAGCUCAUCACAUCCGACAAGCAACGAUGCCGGCGGGAAUGUAUCAAUCACAGUCGCAUCAACAGGGCUACGAAGACGUAAUGAUGCCACGGAUCGAGAGGAUGCCACAAACGGUGUCAAACGUCAAACAGGAGUACUCUCCAAUGACACCCGACUCGAAUGCGUUUGGUUUCAUGCUGCCAGAGCCGAGCCUAAUACACGCGCAUGCAGCCAAUUCCAGCCCUAGCGCGACCAACCACACCCAUGGCACUACCGCGUAUGCGAUCCCUCCUGGUGGCGCCCAUCCUCACACUCAGUGCCUUGGCUCAUCUCCGUGCGAAUAUCCGUACAGUAUGGCAGACGUCACAGGCGUCUAUCAAGGCAGCGGUCCAGGACACAAUACUCCUAGCGUCGGAGUCAACGAACGCCUCAUGGGUAUUGGCCCUACCUACAACUGGAACUGCCAGGGACUCUGA